Messenger RNA from Camelina sativa (false flax), 1308 nucleotides. RefSeq names its product protein trichome birefringence-like 36. The record is from RefSeq and is a predicted model, not a curated record. Gene Ontology annotation, molecular function: O-acetyltransferase activity. Lineage: Eukaryota; Viridiplantae; Streptophyta; Magnoliopsida; Brassicales; Brassicaceae. Gene Ontology annotation, cellular component: Golgi apparatus.
UAUCUUCUUUAUAUUAUGUCUUCCUCCAAGCCCACACUGCUCAGUACUCAGUUCCCUACGUUCUUGGUCCAAAUGUUUACCUCAAACACUCGAGUCUUCUUCUUGUCUCUGUGUCUCAUACUUUGCAAAGAAGCAUUGUCUCACUUUGAUGAACAAUGGCUAGUCGGCGACGACGAUCCACUCAACGCCUUGCAGACUAGGCGCGAAAGAAGCGAGGAGAGGUGCGAUUACUCGGUGGGGAAGUGGACGUACGACGAAACGUAUCCCCUCUAUGACUCAGGCAGCUGUCCAUAUUUGAGCUCUGCACUAAGUUGCCAGAGAAAUGGAAGACCUGACUCUAAUUACCAGAAAUGGAGAUGGGUGCCCAAGGCUUGUUCACUUCCAAGGUUUAACGCACUAAAAUUCCUUGGGAAAAUGAGAGGAAAAAGAAUAAUGCUGGUUGGAGAUACAAUAAUGAGAAACCAGUGGGAAUCUCUUGUCUGCUUAGUACAGUCUGUGAUUCCCACUCAUCGUAAGAAGCUUACUUACAAUGGUCCUACAAUGUCUUUCCAUGCUCUGGAUUUUGAGACAUCAAUUGAGUUCUGUUGGGCUCCUCUGCUUGUGGAACUCAAGAAAGGAGGUUACCGUAAAAGGGUGUUACAUUUGGACUCAAUCGAAGACAAUGCUAGAUAUUGGCGAGGUGUUGAUGUUCUUGUAUUCGACUCUGCUCACUGGUGGACUCACUCUCAGAAAUGGAGUUCGUGGGACUAUUACAUGGAUGGGAACAAGCUCUUCAAAGUUAUGAACCCAAUGGUUGCUUAUGAGAGAGGACUUACCACAUGGGCUAAAUGGGUUGAGAUCAAUCUUGAUCCAUCCAAAACCAAAGUCAUUUUCCGCACCAUCUCACCAAGAGAGAGUGGUCAAAUGUGCUACAACCAGAGACAUCCCUUGCCUUCUUUAUCUUCUUCAAGAAAACCACACAUGCCUCAACAGUCAAGAGUGUUGAACAAAGUGCUAAGCACAAUGAAAUAUCGGGUAUAUUUGCACGACAUCACAACCAUGUCAGCAUAUAGAAGAGAUGGGCAUCCUUCGGUGUUCAAGAGAGCAAUGCACGAGGAAGAGAAACACCAUCAUAUCUCUGGACCUUCAUCAGAUUGCAGUCACUGGUGCUUGCCUGGCGUCCCGGACAUUUGGAAUGAGAUGCUUUCUUCAAUUAUCCUAACCAAUGUCGUAUGAGCUUAUAUAUAUGAGUCUGUUCUACUCAUGAACCAUGGUGUUAUUUUGUAUGAAUCAGUUGGUUUAUAUGAUAUAUUACAUAUCCUAUCUUAA